Effrenium voratum is the source of this 1086-nucleotide messenger RNA. NCBI's taxonomy places the organism in Eukaryota, Dinophyceae, Suessiales, Symbiodiniaceae. The record is from the annotation of a GenBank genome assembly.
AUGAUUGGCAAGGGCGGGAAGAACAUGGCAGAGUUCGAAAAGCUGACCGGCUGCAACGUGCGCAUGUCUGUGGUGAACGUGUGCUUUCCAGGCACCUUGGACCGAAUGCUGGCCGUGGGUGCUACCUCCCGUUCAGGCCGGGUGAAGGCGCCGCCCCUGGCGCAGUUUCUGCGGCGCAGGGAGGCGCAGCCGCAGCCCAGCUCCGAUGACAAGGACACAGUGGGUGUGCAGGAGGCUCUGAGACACUUCCGCAAGGAGGAGGAGAAGAAGGAGCGGGAGCGCUUGGCUCCGAAGGAGUCCUAUCCAGACUUCCUGACGGUCAAGGCGCCGCCGGCGGAGUACCUGGAGGAGGUCCGUGAGCGGCGGCUGCGGCUCAUGGCGCAGGAGAAAGCCCGGCGCCGGGCCAGGGGCAAGGGCCGCCUCGACGGGGCGGAGCUCGCGAGUUCGGCGCAAUCGGGGAGUGACCCUUCGGCCGGAAGCAGCCAGACCGGAAGCGAACCAACUGGUCUGGGAGGUUACGUGUACGCGCCCACAGACCUUGCGGAGCGCAAUGCGGAGGCGGCCUUUGCUGCGCGGGUGGCGCGGGUGGCGCGUGAGGAUUGGGGCCAGGUGGGGCAGAGGUCCAGAGACCCGGCGCCUGCGCCCUUGCGGAGCCGCAACGACGACUUUGGGGGCGCCUGGACGGAUGUCGCGGGCCGGGAGUACGAGCUCGCGCAGAGCGGCUCCGUGGUGACGGUGGUGGGUGAAGGCGACGGCGCUUGUGGCCUUGCCAUGCGCAACGAGCUCACUAUGUUCGGGCGCAUCGGCACGCUGGUGGACGACCUCAUCCGGUGGUCCGAUGGCUCCGUCUGGGCGCGUCAGGACGCGGCCCCGGCUUCCGCCGGAUCCGGCGGAUCCGGCGGAUCCGCGCGCGCGAAGAACCCGCUGGGCGCGGCCAGCUGGAAGGCGCGGCGCCUGGCGCCGGACCUGGCGGAUCUCUUUGCGGAGGACGGCCCGGCCUCGUCCAGUCGUGGCGGCAUAGAGGAGGAGCCGUUGCCGGAGCAGCGCCUGUGGUUCGCGCCGUGGGUGGGCAACGCCGGCCUCUGA